AUGAAUUGCUGGAGAUCCUGGCUGCAUGCAGCGGCCGUGCUGCUGCUGAGCGCGACUGGAGUUAAAGUGGAACAUCUCCAAGCUGAAAAUCUUCAUCUUCUUUCCCCAAAUGAUCAGAACAAGGUCCUAAACAGGGAGAUGAAAGUUCUACCCAGAGACUGCUAUGAGAUGCUGAUGGCAUAUCCAGGCCAAGCCAGAGAUGGUGUGUACCUCAUCCAACCGCAUGACUCCCCAAUUGUGGCGUACUGUGCCAUGCAGGAGGGAGGAUGGACCGUGGUGCAGCACAUCACAGUCAACAGCAGCGUCAAUUUUGAUCGCACCUGGGAUGAGUACAAGAAUGGUUUUGGAGACAUCAAUGGGGACCACUGGCUGGGGAAUGAGCACCUCCAUCAGCUCACCCGUGGUCCCGCUCGUUAUAAACUGGGAGUAAAGCUUGUAGACCAGGAUGCCAUCACCAAGAUGGGGGAGUAUGACCCAUUUUUGGUGGAGGAUGAAUCAACAGCAUACAGGCUGAGGCUUGGGCUGUUCCAGGGCACUGCUAUAGACGCUCUGACCCUGGACACGGAGAAUUACCUUCACGACAACCAGAAAUUCACCACAAAAGACAGAGACAACGACAAUUACUUCCAAAACUGUGCCAAGCUGGAGUUUCAAGGCGUGGCAGGAGGGGGUUGGUGGUACGAUGCCUGCGCUGGUGCCAAUUUAAAUCGCAGGAAUGUGAUUUAUUGGCAAAAGGACUGCAACAAGGAGCGACUCUGCAAGUAUGCAUGGAUGAUGGUGAGACCUUCAGACACAGGUAAAGUUUACAGUGGAGACUGCAAGAAGGAUGAGCUAUGA
This is a messenger RNA of Nematolebias whitei (Rio pearlfish), 837 nucleotides long. RefSeq lists its product as uncharacterized. The coding region runs from base 1 to 837 and encodes 278 amino acids. The transcript is spliced from 2 exons. The record is from RefSeq and is a predicted model, not a curated record. Lineage: Eukaryota; Metazoa; Chordata; Actinopteri; Cyprinodontiformes; Rivulidae.